AUGGCUGCUGAUAUGAAAAUCCAAAAGCUUUCAGUAAAUUUGAAAGAACAUCCUGAUAUUGUGUAUCGAUAUUCGAGUAAAUUUAUUAAUACACAUGAAAUUUCUCAACAACUUAAUAUAGGUAUUGGUGAUUAUAAGCUCUACAUUGACCUAAUGGUAAGUCGCAGAUUAAAAAGACGGAAAACUAGCCAGGGGUCAUAUUGUGACGUGUUAAUGUGA
Messenger RNA from Cetraspora pellucida, 219 nucleotides. The record is from the annotation of a GenBank genome assembly. NCBI's taxonomy places the organism in Eukaryota, Fungi, Glomeromycota, Glomeromycetes, Diversisporales, Gigasporaceae.